Molecule: messenger RNA, 1896 nt
Organism: Ustilago hordei
Lineage: Eukaryota; Fungi; Basidiomycota; Ustilaginomycetes; Ustilaginales; Ustilaginaceae
Exons: 1
Coding region: 1-1896 (631 amino acids)
Biological process (GO): regulation of DNA-templated transcription
Cellular component (GO): nucleus
Molecular function (GO): DNA-binding transcription factor activity; transcription cis-regulatory region binding
Source: RefSeq, a predicted model, not a curated record
AUGGCUCCUCCCACUAUUGCUACUACUGAGCCUGUCGCCGACCUCCCCGCCGACGCUGUUCAGGCCGGUAAAAAGAACAAGAAGCACAAGAAGGAUAGGAAGGAUAAAAAAGACAAAAAGUCGAAAGACGCCGUCACUAGCGACGAUGAUGCCGACGCCGUAGCCGACGAGCUCGACGACUCACCCGAAUCUAAGGCCGCCAGGAAGGAACGCAAGCGCCAGAAGAAGGAGCGCAAGGAACGCGAACGGCUCGAACGCGAGCAAGCCGAGAAGGACGCCGCUACCGUUGCCGCCGCCUCAGCUGCUCAGGCCGUCAACGCCGUCGCGUCGGCUACGCGUCUUCCUAUCGACCCUUGCCUUGAUUCCUUCUCCGCCGUCGCUCCUGCUGUUCAGCAGCCUCCUGCCAGUCUCGGAGCUGCCGAGGCCACCGCUAUCGAUGCCUCUGCUGCCACUCAGGCCGUCACUCAGCCCACCACCAACCAUGUCGCAGCCCUUGCUCAACCCCUCUCCGCCGCCGCUGCUGCUGGCACCUCUACUGGAGGUGAAAUCAACCCCGCCACUGGUGAACAGAAACGCAAGCGCGGUCGCCCCAAGAAGGACCCCAACGCUCCCUCGGUCAAGAAGGUCAAGAAAGACCCAAGCGAGGGCGGCCAACGUCGUGGCCGACGCGCCAAGAUGUCCGAGGAGGCUGCCCUCGAAGAGCUCAGAGGUCUGCCCCCACGCGAGCUCCUUGUCGAGCGCGUCUACUCUUCCGACAUGCUUGCCAAGCUCGAGCGCACCAUUGGUCUCAAGUACCAGAAGGGUCGCUUCUCCAAGCAGGAGCAGGACACGAUCAAGAACGGUAUUGCCGAAUUCAUGAAGCUCAAAGGUCUCUCCGAGGAAGACUUCCAGGAGCUCCUCUACAACUACCGCGAAAAGGGUUGGGAGAAGAUGUACACCGAGCUCUGGAAGGAUCUCGCUGGUCGUCUUGACGGUCGUCCCAACAUUGCUGUUCGCUUGCAUGUCAGGACCAACAAGUCGCAGUUCCGCAGGCAAGGUCGUUACACCUUGGCUGAGGAUUACGAGAUCAAGCAACGCAUGGGUGUGCUUCGCGAAGAUGCCGCCUCGGUUGCUAAGCGUUUGGGUCGUCUCAACCAGGAUGUACUUUCGCGUUUCGUCAAAUUGCAGGUCAAGCACGAGAUGGCCGACGGUCCCCCUUGGAAUGCUGAGGAGGACAAGGCUGUCCUUGCUGCCCUCGACAAGUUCAAACAGGAGCAUCCUGGAGAGGUCAUCUCUUGGAAGGCGAUUGCAAACAUGAUGGGCAACAAGCGAAGUUACAAGGUCUACUCGAACCUUUUCUCCAACAUUCGUUCCCGUGUUGAUCGAACCGGUCCCGGUCCUCGUAAGGAUUACGGCACUAUGGGUGAUGACAGCAGCCUCGACCCAUCUCAGCAGGCUGUUCGAGGUAUCAACCGUCACCCGACUCGCGCUGACCUCGAUAACAGUGUUUGGAUUCCCGGCGAGGAUGAUCUGAUCCUCUUGCAGCGAUUGAACUUCCAAGACGCUUUAGCCCAUAACUCAGUCCAAUGGGAUCAACUUUCCUUCGAAUCCUGGCAAUGGCCAGAGGAGACGCUCAAACAGCAGUUUCAACAGAUCAAGUCGAGGUACUUGCCUGAACCUUGGAUUGGUGGAUGGCAGGAGACGCUGGACAAGAUUAUUAGGACGAUUAGGACCCGUCGUACUAAAAAGGAGAUUGAUGAUGAGGGUGAGGACAAGAAGGAUGGUGCUGAUGUGGAUCAAGAGGCUGAGGCUGCCUUUGACACCGAGGCUGAUUCGAGUGCUUCUGCUGUCAUCGACCCGGCUCUUUCGGGUAGUGCUGAUGCACCUGUUGCCGAGCCUGCCGCUGCUUCUACCUAA